Messenger RNA from Pseudovirgaria hyperparasitica, 2097 nucleotides. Its product is annotated as propionyl-CoA synthetase. The transcript has 4 exons. Lineage: Eukaryota; Fungi; Ascomycota; Dothideomycetes; Acrospermales; Acrospermaceae. The record is from RefSeq and is a predicted model, not a curated record. Bases 1 to 2097 code for a protein of 698 amino acids.
AUGGCUCCCAAUCAUGUACAGGAUGAUAUACAUGCCGAGUCGCUUCGCGACCCGGAAACCUUUUGGAUGAAUCAAGCCUCCCAUCUCGUCUGGGCACGUCAGCCUAUUUGCGCACUUGAGCGCUCGACUAAGAAGCUCCAAGACGUCUCACAUGAUCAUUGGGCUUGGUUUCCAGGCGGUGAGAUCAAUACUACGUAUAAUUGUGUUGAUAGGCAUGUGGAGGCGGGUAACGGAAAUAAUGCUGCAAUAUGUUAUGACUCGCCAGUGACCAAGAAGAAGGAGCGGUUCACGUACAACCAGGUGCUGGUUGAAGUUGAACACCUGGCUGGAGUGUUGAGAGAGGAGGGCGUUCGAAGGGGAGACGUUGUCUUAAUAUAUAUGCCAAUGAUACCUGCUGCUAUAUUCGGCAUGCUUGCCAGUGCACGACUGGGUGCUAUUCAUGCCGUCGUAUUUGGUGGAUUUGCGCCGCAGGCUCUCGCUCAGCGCGUAGAAGCUUCCAGGCCGAAAGUUAUUCUUACGGCAUCAUGUGGCAUCGAAGGUCUGAAAGAACCAACCAGCUACCGCCCUUUGGUUCGGAGGGCCAUUGAGAUUAGUAAAUAUAAACCAGAAAAGGUUCUGAUAUGGCAGAGGGAGGAGUUGCGCUGGGAUGAUGUAGACAGAAGGCAGGGCGAGAGCCAAUGGGCUCGUUUAGUCAAAAGUGCGAGAAAUAGAGGCCUGAAAGCAGCAUGUGUGCCGGUGAAAAGCGAGGAAGCGCUCUAUAUAAUAUACACCUCGGGGACCACGGGACUUCCUAAGGGUGUCGUUCGUAAUUCGGGAGGCCACGCAGUCAAUCUACACUUUUCGAUGAAGUAUCUGUUUGGGAUUCACGGGCCUGGUGACACUAUGUUCUGUGCUUCGGACAUUGGCUGGGUUGUCGGCCACAGCUACAUCGUAUAUGCGCCUCUACUUGUAGGCGCGACGACGUUGUUGUUCGAGGGCAAGCCCGUGGGCACUCCCGAUGCUGGCACAUUCUGGCGAAUACUUGAGGAGUAUCAAGUCAAUUCGAUGUUCACUGCACCAACCGCUUUAAGGGCUAUUCGAAAUACCGAUAACAACAACGAGUUCUUCAAGGCAAGGGGCAAUAGAGAGGGUCUCCGAAACCUACGAGCACUGUUCCUCGCUGGUGAACGAAGCGAACCUUCCAUAGUGACGAUGUAUCAAAAUCUCCUGGUUAAGUACUGCGCACCGAAUGCCGUGGUCAUUGACAACUGGUGGAGUUCUGAGUCGGGCUCACCCAUUACUGGCCUGGCGCUAUCUCCAAUGACCGGAAAGGAUUUUCAGAACAACGAGAGGAGUUUACCUAUCAGUAUGAAGCCCGGUAGUGCUGGGAAACCAUGUCCAGGGUUUGAUGUUCAGAUCGUCGACGAUGACGGCGAGGUCGUUCCUAGAGGCACCAUGGGCAAUAUUGUCCUGGGCGUUCCUCUUGCACCGAGUGCAUUCACCACUCUAUGGGAGGAUGAACAGAGGUUCUAUAGUAGCUACUUGAAGCGCUUCGCAGGCAAAUGGGUGGAUACUGGCGAUGCGGGUAUGUUGGACCAGGACGGUUUCGUGCACGUUAUGUCAAGAUCCGAUGAUAUUAUCAAUGUUGCAGCACAUCGCUUUAGCACAGGAUCCAUAGAACAGGCGGUAUCUUCGCACCCAAGCAUCGCCGAGUGCUGUGUCGUUGGCAUCCCAGAUGCUCUGAAGGGACAAUUGCCAUUCGCAUUCGUUAUCCUAUCAGGGUCAGAUAACUCAGACUCACCUCUACCUUCCGAGGCCCUAUUACGUGAGGUGCAGAAUUUGGUACGAGACCAGAUUGGCGGUAUCGCGUCUCUUGGCGGGAUGCUACAGGGUAAGGGAAUGAUCCCUAAAACAAGAUCAGGUAAGACGUUACGAAGGGUACUUAGGGAACUCAUUGAAAACGGUGUUCAUGGUGAUUUCGAUAAGGAGGUUGGGGUACCGAGUACAAUCGAAGACUAUGAUGUGGUAAUUGUUGCUAGACAAAGAGUUAAGAUGUAUUUCCAAGCAGCUGGUAAGGAUUUGCAUAAGGCCAUAGAGCCUAAAUGUAGUAAGCUUUAG